Molecule: messenger RNA, 723 nt
Organism: Penicillium maclennaniae
Lineage: Eukaryota; Fungi; Ascomycota; Eurotiomycetes; Eurotiales; Aspergillaceae
Exons: 1
Coding region: 1-723 (240 amino acids)
Source: RefSeq, a predicted model, not a curated record
AUGUGUUCGACGUGGUUGGCACGUCGCUCCUCCUCCACUGACGCCUCCCCCUCUCCAGGGCCAGCACCGGCACAAAAGCUAGAUGCCACAGUACCGCACGCAGGCACAACGCCAAGGCUUAGCAUGCUCGACGGUAAUUUCGGCCCUACGCCAAGUUACAAUAGUUUGCAGGUGCAGGAGGCAGCAAGGAACGCCCCGACAUACCCUCCUGCCGAUUAUCGUGGUCUGCAGCCUCGACCCGCAAUCUCAAAUGUGGCAACCCCUUCCAAUAAUGACGCGCCCAGCGAAAAUGGUGAUCGUAAUACGGCAUCACCUCGUCCGAAGCGACAACGCAAGUCUCGAUUCGCUACUCUUUCCAGUGAAGUCGACGCCUCGCUUGCCGUUCUUUACCGUGAAUUAGAAUCUGUCGCAUCGCUCAAGGCGCAAAUUGAGGACCUGCAGAUCCAAAAUACUCAGUUCCUCCAGAUCAUAAAGAUCCGCGAUAAUAACAUGGCAGUACUGCGCAGGGACCUAGACAGUCGGAAAGCCGAGAACGAAGAAUUGCUAAAAUUACGAGCAAAUACCUCCCAGCAUGAUACUCUCAAGAGGGAAAUGGAAGAUCUUAAAACGAGAAACGCGCAGCUUGAAGCAGACUUGCAGGUCUCACGCGAACAGACAGCGGCAGCUCAAGAGCUCGUGAAUGAUUGGAAGGGGAAACUUUCGCAGUUGAUCGGUAAUUCUUAG